Physeter macrocephalus (sperm whale) is the source of this 1098-nucleotide messenger RNA. RefSeq names its product SH2 domain containing 6 (gene SH2D6). The transcript has 6 exons. Lineage: Eukaryota; Metazoa; Chordata; Mammalia; Artiodactyla; Physeteridae. Bases 167 to 775 code for a protein of 202 amino acids. The record is from RefSeq and is a predicted model, not a curated record.
GUGUGUUGGGGACAGACUGCCAUGGUCUGGGACCCCUGCUGAGGGUGACUGCAGCUGUGGCCCUAAGGAAGAGGGAGGCAAGGGGCGGGAGUGUUCCUGCAGAAGAAAGGCAAGUGCACAGCCCCCAGAAUUCUCUCUCUCCCUGCCUGCACAGAAGAAAGGCCAUAUGAGGACACAGCAAGAAGCUGACCAUCUGCAAGCCAGCAAGAGAGCUCUCGCCAGAAACCAGCCCCGACAGCACCUUGAUUUUGGACUUCUAGCCUCCAGAGCAGACAAGCUCAGCAGGAGCAAGGCCAGGUUGGGGCCACACCUUCCACCCCCAAGAUGUGCAGACUCCCCUGCUUGGAGAAAAGAGGACCCCUGCCCAUCUCCUCUGUCUGCCCCAGGGACCUGGAGACGCAGGCAUCCCUUCCCAGAAGCCCAGGAGGAGGAGGAAGAAGAGGAGGAUAAAUAUGAGCUGCCCCCCAGUGAGGCUGUGCUCCGCCACCUAGCCCCCGCCCACCUUCCUGGCACUGAGGAGGACUCUUUGUACUUGGGUGAGGGCUGGGAAGUUGAGGCAGGGAGGUUGGGUGGUCAGGCAGGACGGGAGGGUCCCCACAAGGGAAGAGGGCCCAGGCCUUGCCUCGUCUCCCUCUGUCUGGCCUGGGGCAGCGAGGGGAGGCCUCAGCUGGCAGUCACUGAGGCCUCUUGGCUGGGCAGAGAGAGAGGGAGGGAGGGAGGGGAGAAGGGAAGGAGGGUGAGUGGGAGGGGAGAGGAGCCUGGAGGGGCAGUGUAACCAAGGCAACAGUGGGAAAGCAGGAGGCCUGACAGGGUCCCAGGGGCCUGGCGUUCCCCCUCUGAGAUCCUAGCACAUCUCGGAGCAAGGGUAGGGAUGCCAGGAGAGCCCCGGCUGCUGCUGGCAUCCCACCCCGACAGCUCCCAGGCUCGGCCAGGUGGGGGCAGGGAAGCUGGCCGCCUCCAGUUGCCAUGGAGAUGGGGCUGUCGGGAAGCCAGAGAGCACAGAGGGGAGUGAGGGAGGGAGGAGGCUGGGUGGGGGGCAGGAGGAAAUCUGGAACCUACGUGGGAGGAGCCCACCGGGUCACAAUGCUCAGGGGUCUU